UCUCUUCUGACAGCCUGUUCUCCCAGGUGAGAGCGCCACUGGUACCUCUCGCUGUGGGCGGGCAUUCUGCCCUGAUGACUUCACCUGUACCUGUGCCGGGGGACAGGGGUUAUAGCGUCGCCUCCCCGGGGAUGACAUUCAAGGCGGUAGCGACGCGGGCGUGAUGGUCUCGCCUGUCUGUUAUCGGCACACCUCUGGAUGAUAUUUCGUGUCUUUCAAUAAUAAGCAAAGGAGCCAUACUGACCAGGACUCGUUCGACAGGGCUGUUUGGAUUUGCACAGUGGCAGAGGGGUCUGGUUCAAAGGGGGCUCAAUGGCGCAGGUGCACAGGUGCACCGUGGGGACUGAGGCCGCCGAGGACUGUACUUCCCGAAGGGAAGCAAGCUGGAGCUCCGAAGAGCACGAUACACCAACUAACACUUACAAGCAGAGGACUGAUGAAUUUAAGAAGCUUUUCAAAGAUUUACCUGAGUCCGAAAGGUUAAUAGCUGAUUAUGCCUGUGCACUUCAGAGGGACAUUCUACUGCAGGGACGCCUCUACCUCACCGAGAACCGGCUCUGUUUCCACAGCAACUUCUUCCUCUGGGGCACUACGAUAACAUUGACACUGAAAGACAUAACGUCAAUGACGAGGGAGAAGACGGCUAAACUUAUUCCCAAUGCCAUUCAAGUAUCAACUGAGAGUGACAAGUAUUUUUUCACAUCGUUCUCUGCACGAGAAAGAAGCUACCUCAGUGUUUUCCGAAUGUGGCAGAACUCACUACUAGACAAGCAACUGACGAAGCAGGAAUUCUGGCAGAUGGUCAGACAGCACUAUGGCAGUGACCUGGGGCUGAACAAUGAAGAAAUGGAGAGCUUACAGGUUUCCACAGACAGCACCUCUCAGGCUGGUUCUGCCAUGAAGCAAAGUGGCGAAGAGCAUGCAGGCCGGCUGGAGAGACCCUCUACCCUCAGACUGCCGCUGGUGGAGACGGCGGCGGCCGAGUUCACCACCACCAGUGAGGAGGCGCCCCAGCCCUCUCCGGUCGUCCUCAAUGGCAAUGCGCUGAGCGUGGAGGAGCCCAGAGAUGGUAACGUGCGCCUCAGGACCCCAGGACAGCCGCCGGACAGGCACUCUCAAGAGAGGGUCUCCAAACGGUCUGUGCACUCUCUCGACCUGAACAGCAACGAGGACCGGCUGACGGAGAGGAGCACGUCCGAUCCGCUCGAGGAGGAGCGACUGGGCUCCAGUCAGGGCCAGGGACGGCUGUACGUCAAUCGAGUGUUUCACAUCAGUGCCGAGAAGAUGUUUGAGCUGCUCUUCACCGACUCGGACUUCAUCCGGAGAUUCAUGAGCGAACGGAAAAUCACAGGAAUGGUGGCCACUCCAUGGAAGAAGGACAGCUCUGGAGGCCAAAGGAGGACUUUGAAUUACACCAUCACCAUCUCUAACCCACUGAUCGGCAAGUUCUCCACUGCCACAGAAACACAGGCCAUGAACAAGGACAGCCAGGAGGGGCAGUAUUACCUGGUCGACGCGGAGGUCUUCACCCACGACGUGCCCUACCACGACUACUUCUACACCCUCAACCGCUACUGCAUCAUUCGCUCGUCCAGGCGCCGCUGUCGUCUCCGUAUCUACACCGAUGUGAAGUACAAGAAGCAGCCCUGGGGUCUUGUGAAAUCCUUCAUCACUAAGAACUCCUGGAGUGGUCUGGAAGAUUAUUUCAGACAUUUGGAGACCGAGCUGCUGGAGGAGGAGGCGGAGCUGAAUCAGGGCUCUGGGGACCCCAGCAAGCUGAGCGCCGCGCGGCGCCGCAGGAGGGGCUGCAACCGCUCCCACCUGGACCACCUGGGCAUGCCGGGCAAGUCACUCUCCGCGGGGGACCUGGGACCCGGAUCCAGGGCCGGCCCGCCAGGAGCAGUACUUGAUUUCAAGGGGACACAGAAAUGGAGCCUCACCACCAUUGUAGCUUUUAUGAGUUUAAUACUCCUGGUUCUGACUGUGCUCAAUCUGAGUUUGUUCUUCAAGCUGUGGGCCAUGGAAGAUAUAGCACACAGGAUGCACAUCAGCACUAAGAUGCGACUCAAGGACAAAACCAAUUUAAAGUUAAGCCCCGAUUUGGCUUCUAGACAGUUUCCCCAUCAGAAAAGCCAAGAGGAGCGAAUGUUGUUGAGAACUGUGCUUCAGGACUCCAUACACCUCCUGGAACAGCUGAGAAGUUCCCUCAUCAUGCUACAGAGGAAUUUUGAGCUGCAGAACAAAACCGGGGUGACACCAUGAUUUCAGGAGUCCUGCAGUAGUGAUGUAGAACUGAUGCAACAAAGCAAAUGGAAAAAUGUUUUCUCCACCUGUAAGAGUUUUAUGUUGGAGAGGCUGGUGUGCAUAUGAUCAGCAGAUAUCGGGGAAAUAUCACAGAAUGCAAUGAAAGGUGCAAUAUAAACCAAAGAAGAGAAAGGAAAUUCUGUGUAGAUUGUGGAAUUCUUAUGGGAUGGGUUUUUAUGGAAUAUGGAAUGGGUUUUUUUAAGGUCAUAAAAGAUUAAAUAUUUUGUUGACUAAAAGGAAAAAUACAGUCCUCCAGUUUAUUUCUCUUUGUAAUUUGAACAGGAAUGAGGCCUAUUGAUAUGGUAUGGAUCUACUAUAUUAGUAGGAAACGGGCCCAAUCCAGGCUUUCUGUGCGGAUUGGAGAAUCCAGUAGCUCACCAAAUGAAGAAUGCAGAAAAGCUUUCAAAGAUUUCCAAGAGCCGAGAUAUAUAUUUUUUUAGCUGUGUUCCUUUCAAUAUCUCAAAACUGGAUGUGGAGUUUAUAUACUGCACAUAUACGUCUAUAAACAUAUGCUAAAUUAUUUUGAGAGAUGUGUAUUUUGUUGUCUUUUGUUUUUAAUUGCAAAUAAUUUCUGGUGUGAAUGAAUGUCUGCCUGCCGUUCUGGUCCUGAUGAUUAUAAACCCACAGCAGUGUGAAGUAUGUCUCAGAGUGCAGUAUAAAUAUCUUACCCCACAUAAUGCCAGCCGAGAAGGCAAGAACGUUUCAGUUUCGUCCCUUGGGACGGCAUGGCAGUGAUUGUAUACUGAAGCAGAAUGGUAUUUUACCAUUUUUAGCUUUGUCAGAAAAGACUUUUCCACUUCAGGGGAGUUUUGUAAUGCAAACAUUAAAAGAAUGUAUUUGUAAUGAAAAUAUUUUUUUUUACUUAAAUAUUAUGUCCAGAAAAAUUCCAAUUUAUUGCUACAGAGGGGUAUGAAAUGCAGUCAUCAAAAGGUUUAAAUAUAUUUUCAGAAUAUUUAAUUGCUUUUGAAGUUAGCUGUUAGCUAGGAAUGCUGCAUCUCUUUAGAUAAGAUUACUUUAUACACAUUGAAGACAUGUGGGGAUAAAGUCUUACAGAUAGCUGAAAGUAAAAUCAAUUUGUUUAAAAUAUUUCUAGCUAAUUUCAACAAGAUGGCAAUGAUUUCGUUAAUUUAUUGUUGCACAUUGAGAUGCUUUAAAGCAUUUGUGCUCCUUUUGUUUUCUGAAUAGGCAGAUCUCCAAGGAUGGAUUUAUGUACGGUACAUUAUUUUAAAACAAGAUUUUUUUUCAAUUGUCUAAUUAAAAUAAGUUUAAGAAACAAAAUGAGUGAUUACAAAUUCUGGUCUUUUUUUUAUAUAUACCUAUAGAAGUGUGUAUAUGUUCAGCUAGUCAAAUGUUUACAAUAAUAUAUUGGACCAAACAAAGACGAUGGCAUCUCUGCUCCUGUGUGACUGCAUACAACUGUAUAGUUUAACUAUUUAGUGCCUUCUUUUGUACACUCUGUGUUACUUUACAAACGAGAAUUGUAAACCUUGUAACACGAAGUCAAUUAUGUUUGGACUUUAUGAUUGCUUUUUUGACAAACUACAGAAGAAAAGUUAAAGUACUGCACUGUAAGUAUUGUCACGUUGACACUGUCAAAAUAAAUCUGUUUUUUCCCCCAA
Lepisosteus oculatus (spotted gar) is the source of this 3923-nucleotide messenger RNA. It is a transcript of the gene gramd1c, whose product is annotated as GRAM domain containing 1c. Lineage: Eukaryota; Metazoa; Chordata; Actinopteri; Semionotiformes; Lepisosteidae. Gene Ontology annotation, biological process: intracellular sterol transport. Gene Ontology annotation, cellular component: endoplasmic reticulum membrane; endoplasmic reticulum-plasma membrane contact site; plasma membrane. The record is from RefSeq and is a predicted model, not a curated record. Gene Ontology annotation, molecular function: cholesterol transfer activity; cholesterol binding.